Molecule: messenger RNA, 1534 nt
Organism: Cannabis sativa
Lineage: Eukaryota; Viridiplantae; Streptophyta; Magnoliopsida; Rosales; Cannabaceae
Product: protein WALLS ARE THIN 1
Exons: 7
Coding region: 135-1247 (370 amino acids)
Cellular component (GO): plasma membrane
Molecular function (GO): transmembrane transporter activity
Source: RefSeq, a predicted model, not a curated record
UGGUUUGGAAAAGGCAUCUACAUUCUACAUAUAGUGAGUGACCAAUACAAUUCUCAUCAAUCUUGGAGCUUCAUCAACUGAGUACUACUGUUCUACUAACCCAUCAUUGGAAUAAAGCUCUGAUCUUUAAUUCCAUGGCAGAUAGGUGGCUUUGCCAUGUGCCUGAAAGUGCCCAAGUUCACUUGGCCUCCAUUUUGUUCCAGGUGGGACAUGCUGGGAACCAUGUAUUGCUUAAAACUGCCCUUAACAUGGGUGUGAGCAAGCUAGUUUUCCCACUUUAUAGGAAUAUCAUUGCCUUCUCUGUCUUGAUGCCCUUUGCAUAUAUUUUAGAGAAGAAAGAUAGGCCACCCUUGAGCUUUUCCUUCCUGAUUCAAUUUUUUAUCCAUGGACUAGUUGGAAUUACAUUAAAUCAAGGAUUGUACCUCUUGGGAAUGGAGAAAACAUCACCAACUUUUGCUUGUGCAAUGGAUAAUGCUAUUCCUGCUAUAACAUUUAUCAUGGCAACCAUAUUCAGAUUAGAACAGGUUCACUUGAACAGAAAAGAUGGUAUAGCUAAGGUGCUUGGAACUAUGUCUUCAGUAGCUGGAGCUUCAGUUAUAACACUCUAUAGAGGACCAACUAUCUAUAAACCAACUUUACAGAUCCACCACUCUCAAUUAAUGUCCACACUUGAAGAUGAUCAAGAUAAGAACUGGGCAUUGGGUUGUGUCAUUCUCCUCUGCCGUUGCCUAUGUUGGUCCAGUUGGUUUGUGUUACAAGCCCCAUUAUUGAAGAAAUACCCGGCAAGGCUCUCAGUCACCUCAUAUACUUGCUUCUUCAGUAUACUGCAAUUUUUUGUAAUUGCAGUAUCAUUUGAACCAGAUUUCCAAGCUUGGCAAUUUAGCUCUAGUAGUGAACUCUUCAUUCUUUUCUACUCGGGUCUGGUAGCUUCAGGCAUGGCAUUUGCAAUACAGAUAUGGGUUACUGGCAAAAGUGGCCCUGUGUUUGUUUCCUUGUACAUGCCUUUACAGACCUUACUUGUGGCCAUAUUGGCCUCCAUUGUUUUAGGAGAAGAAUUUCACUUGGGAGGCAUUAUCGGCGCAGUGUUGGUUGCUACGGGUCUUUACUUAGUGGUUUGGGGAAAGAAUGAGGAAAGAAAGUUUGCCCAAGAGAGAAUGAAACUUCCUUCAAUGUCAAAUAAAGAUAAGGUGGACAAUUUUGAGAAAUCUACCCUUGUCCAACCAUUGAUUCAAGCCUGUAAUGAAUAGUAGUGUCAUGAAAAGAAAAGACGAAGCAAAAGGCAACCUAGUAGUUGGCUACUUGAUCUUCAUUUCGGUGGAUACACUUCAUACUUCAUUCAAGGCUUCAUCAAAGACUAAAUGAGGCUUCGGCUCCCCUUAACCAGCUGCUUGCAAUCAGAAAGAAUGAUUGGACAGGCCCGAUCCCUCGAAUCAGCAAGUGCAACAGCAUGAAGAAGAGCAUAGGCUUCUACAUUCUACUACAAGAGGAUUGCCAACUUGAGACUUGAUAGUGAAAGUCUUAAUCACCAUAAGUU